AUGGCUCAGCGGACAGAGAAUGUGAGCCUAGGCCGUCAGAGUUACAUCCCAGAGGCCUACCAGCUGAGCCACCACAGGGAGCCAGCUCUUACACAACCUGAUGAUGUGCUGCAGUCUGAUGAUGCCCUGCAGUCUGAUGAUGUGCUGCUGUCUGAUGAUUCUGAUGAUGCCCUGCAGUCUGAUAAUGUGCUGCAGUCUGAUAAUGUGCUGCAGUCUGAUGAUGUGCUGCAGUCUGAUGAUGCCCUGCAGUCUGAUGAUGCCCUGCAGUCUGAUAAUGUGCUGCAGUCUGAUGAUGUGCUGCAGUCUGAUGAUGCCCUGCAGUCUGAUGAUGCGCUGCAGUCUGAUGAUGCCCUGCAGUCUGAUAAUGUGCUGCAGUCUGAUGAUGCCCUGCAGUCUGAUAAUGAUGAUGUGCUGCAGUCUGAUGAUGCGCUGCAGUCUGAUGAUGCCCUGCAGUCUGAUAAUGUGCUGCAGUCUGAUGAUGUGCUGCAGUCUGAUGAUGCCCUGCAGUCUGAUGAUGCGCUGCAGUCUGAUAAUGUGCUGCAGUCUGAUGAUGCACUGCAGUCUGAUAAUGUGCUGCAGUCUGAUGAUGCCCUGCAGUCUGAUGAUGCCCUGCAGUCUGAUGAUGCCCUGCAGUCUGAUAAUGUGCUGCAGUCUGAUGAUGUGCUGCAGUCUGAUGAUGCCCUGCAGUCUGAUGAUGCGCUGCAGUCUGAUGAUGCCCUGCAGUCUGAUAAUGUGCUGCAGUCUGAUGAUGCCCUGCAGUCUGAUAAUGUGCUGCAGUCUGAUAAUGUGCUGCAGUCUGAUGAUGUGCUGCAGUCUGAUGAUGCCCUGCAGUCUGAUGAUGUGCUGCAGUCUGAUGAUGCGCUGCAGUCUGAUGAUGCCCUGCAGUCUGAUAAUGUGCUGCAGUCUGAUGAUGUGCUGCAGUCUGAUGAUGCCCUGCAGUCUGAUGAUGCGCUGCAGUCUGAUAAUGUGCUGCAGUCUGAUGAUGCACUGCAGUCUGAUAAUGUGCUGCAGUCUGAUGAUGCCCUGCAGUCUGAUGAUGCGCUGCAGUCUGAUGAUGUGCUGCAGUCUGAAGAUGUGCUGCAGUCUGAUGAUGCACUACAGUCUGAUGAUGCACUACAGUUUGAUGAUGUGCUGCAGUCUGAUGAUGCACUACAGUCUGAUGAUGUGCUGCAGUCUGAUGAUGCCCUGCAGUCUGAUGAUGCGCUGCAGUCUGAUAAUGUGCUGCAGUCUGAUGAUGCACUACAGUCUGAUGAUGUGCUGCAGUCUGAUGAUGCCCUGCAGUCUGAUGAUGCGCUGCAGUCUGAUGAUGUGCUGCAGUCUGAUGAUGUGCUGCAGUCUGAAGAUGUGCUGCAGUCUGAUGAUGCACUACAGUCUGAUGAUGCACUACAGUUUGAUGAUGUGCUGCAGUCUGAUGAUGCCCUGCAGUCUGAUGAUGCGCUGCAGUCUGAUGAUGUGCUGCAGUCUGAAGAUGUGCUGCAGUCUGAUGAUGCACUACAGUCUGAUGAUGCACUACAGUUUGAUGAUGUGCUGCAGUCUGAUGAUGCACUACAGUCUGAUGAUGUGCUGCAGUCUGAUGAUGCCCUGCAGUCUGAUGAUGCGCUGCAGUCUGAUAAUGUGCUGCAGUCUGAUGAUGCACUACAGUCUGAUGAUGUGCUGCAGUCUGAUGAUGCCCUGCAGUCUGAUGAUGCGCUGCAGUCUGAUAAUGUGCUGCAGUCUGAAGAUGUGCUGCAGUCUGAUGAUGCACUACAGUCUGAUGAUGCACUACAGUUUGAUGAUGUGCUGCAGUCUGAUGAUGCACUAAAGUCUGAUGAUUCUGAUGAUGUGCUGCAGUCUGAUGAUGCGCUGCUGUCUGAUGAUGCGCUGCAGUCUGAUGAUGCGCUGCAGUCUGAUGAUGCGCUGCUGUCUGAUGAUGCGCUGCAGUCUGAUUAUGUGCUGCAGUCUGAUAAUGUGCUGCAGUCUGAUGAUGUGCUGCAGUCUGAUGAUGCACUACAGUCUGGUGAUGCACUACAGUCUGAUGAUGUGCUGCAGUCUGAUGAUGCACUACAGUCUGGUGAUGCACUACAGUCUGAUGAUGCGCUGCAGUCUGAUGAUGCCCUGCAGUCUGAUGAUGCGCUGCAGUCUGAUGAUGUGCUGCAGUCUGAUGAUGUGCUGCAGUCUGAUGAUGCACUACAGUCUGAUGAUGUGCUGCAGUCUGAUGAUGCACUACAGUCUGGUGAUGCACUACAGUCUGAUGAUGUGCUGCAGUCU
This is a messenger RNA of Pygocentrus nattereri (red-bellied piranha), 2247 nucleotides long. Its product is annotated as activating transcription factor 7-interacting protein 1. The transcript is spliced from 5 exons. NCBI's taxonomy places the organism in Eukaryota, Metazoa, Chordata, Actinopteri, Characiformes, Serrasalmidae. The annotation marks the transcript as partial. The record is from RefSeq and is a predicted model, not a curated record.